CCAUUUCAGUUUUCUCCGUCAAGUUCAGUCAGCUUUUCAAUCACAAAGGUAACGCUGCUUCUUGUGUCGUUUUGCUUUCCAUUUUAUUUCACUCUGUCCUUUCUUUAUCUGUAAAGCCGAUUCUGCCUCCAAAUCCGGGGAAAAUUAUGGCGGACGAUUCAGGAAACAACGGAGAGGUGUAUAAUGCUGAAAUAAAAACCUCUGCACUAAGCGCGAAGAUUUCUGCGCUGGAGCAGGAGAACCGCCAACUAGUUCAUGAGAAUGAGGUCAUCAAGGAGAGGGCGGAGAAGCUGAAGCAGUCAAUUGAUGAUUCCAGCAAUGAGAAAGCGGAGCUGCAAAAGAUGGUGGAUGAAUCAGAGUUUGAGACUAGAGCUUUGGGAUCAAUAAAUGCUCGAGUUGUUGAGCUUGAGGGCGAGGUGUCUCAGCUCCGGGAUGAUCUGAGCAAAGCAUUGAAUGAUCUGAAAGAUUCAAGUUCUGAGGCGUCACUGUUGAGAUCAACUUUAGUUGGGUUGAAAAGUAGUGAGAAUGAGAAGGAAAUUAAAAUCCAAGCCAUUGAGAAUGAAAAGAAUCUGCUGAUUUUGAAAGUGGAGGAAUUGGAGGCUAGUAGGGAUAAUCUGAAGGUAGAAAAGGAAUCAAAUGAGCAUCUAAUCAGAUAUAACAAGCAUUCACUUGCGGAGUUAGAGGCUUCGGUGGUAAUCAACCAGGACUGGGAUAAGGAGAAAGCGGAGCUGGAGAUGGCAAAGAAAGAGGCGAAGGCGAGGGUGGAUGAAAUGAAAGAGAGAGUGCUAGAGAUCGAGAAGAAGUUAGAGGAUACCGACGGGAUUCCGGUGGCAGAGGGUAAGAGCUUCAAAGUGAAGAAGUGGCCAUUGGUGGCUAUUGCUCUAGCAACAACUGUGUUCUACCUGAGAAAUGCUAGGAAAACAUAGAUUGGUAGUUUCACAAAAUAAGAAUUUUUACCUGAGAAAUGCCUUUUAGAUUCCAAUUUGU
Molecule: messenger RNA, 987 nt
Organism: Ipomoea nil (Japanese morning glory)
Lineage: Eukaryota; Viridiplantae; Streptophyta; Magnoliopsida; Solanales; Convolvulaceae
Product: sporulation-specific protein 15-like
Exons: 2
Coding region: 147-926 (259 amino acids)
Source: RefSeq, a predicted model, not a curated record